Gekko japonicus is the source of this 4157-nucleotide messenger RNA. RefSeq names its product elaC ribonuclease Z 2 (gene ELAC2). Bases 76 to 2580 code for a protein of 834 amino acids. The transcript is spliced from 24 exons. Gene Ontology annotation, cellular component: mitochondrion. Gene Ontology annotation, molecular function: 3'-tRNA processing endoribonuclease activity. The record is from RefSeq and is a predicted model, not a curated record. Lineage: Eukaryota; Metazoa; Chordata; Lepidosauria; Squamata; Gekkonidae. Gene Ontology annotation, biological process: mitochondrial tRNA 3'-end processing.
CUGUGCGUUUCAGCGUGAAGAUCGCUGUGCAGUCUGGCGUGGGUGCCCCUGGAAAGCUUAGAGUGCGGUGUCUGAAUGUGGAAGUGGUGGUUGCGGGCGACGGUUAGAGCCAUGUCUGGUGGGGGAGCCGUCCCCGGGCCCCGCCGGCAGCGCCCGCCCAAAGACCCACUGCGCCACUUGCGCUCGCGGGAGAAGCGUCUGGGUGCCGCUGGGACCUCCGGACGCAAUGGGCCUCGUACUGUCUUCGUGCAGGUGGCGGCUGCUGGCACACGAGACGCGGGAGCCGCGCUCUAUGUGUUUUCCGAGUUCAACCGGUAUCUCUUUAAUUGUGGAGAAGGAGUACAACGCCUUAUGCAAGAGCACAAGUUGAAGGUGGCUCACCUAGACAACAUCUUCCUUACCAGAAUGAACUGGGCUAAUGUUGGUGGUCUAUCUGGAAUGGUUCUUACCUUGAAAGACACAGGAGUUCCAAAGUGUGUGCUCUCUGGACCACCACAACUGGAACAGUACCUGGAAGCAAUCAAAGUCUUUUCUGGUCCACUAAAAGGAAUAGAAUUAGCUGUGCGACCCCAUUCUGAUCCAGAAUAUGAAGAUGAAACUAUGACUGUCUAUCAGGUUCCCUUGGUAGGAAAGAAGCCCAUAAAUAACCAAAGGGAGCUUACGUGUUCUGAAUCAGCAUCACCAGCAGAUGACCAAAUGCAUAACUUGGGACCAGGAUCUCCCUCUAGGGAGCAGGAGUACCGAAGGGAUGACAGAAGUAAAACAUCCCCUGAUAAGAUGGAUGGUGGCAGACAAGUCGGCCAAAGGGAUCCAUCUUUAGUUGUUGCAUUUAUUUGUAAGCUCCAUCCAAAGAAAGGGAACUUUCUGGUGCUUAAAGCAAAGGAUCUUGGCUUGCCUGUGGGCACAGCAGCAAUUGCCCCGAUCAUUGCAGCAGUAAAGGAAGGAAAGAGUGUCAUAUUUGAAGGCAAAGAGAUCUUGGCUGAAGAACUUUGCACCCCUCCAGACCCAGGUGCAGUCUUCAUUGUUGUGGAGUGUCCUCAUGAAGGCUUUGUAGAUGCAGUCUGUGAAAAUGCUACAUUGCGAGGAUAUCAAGAAGGGAAGCAGGAGAAUCCUGUGGCUUUGGUUGUCCACAUAACCCCAGAGCCUGUUUUACAGGACAGUCGGUAUAAGCAGUGGCUAGAAAGUUUUGGAGCUGAUACUCAGCACUUAAUUCUCAAUGAGAACUCCCAGUCAGUGCACAAUCUCCGCAGCCACAAAAUCCAAACCCAGCUCAACCUCAUCCAUCCAGAGAUCUUCCCGUUACUCUCCAGCUACCAGAGCAAGAAAGAAGAAGCUACAUUCAGUGUGCCUGUUAUGCGAGGAGAGUGCCUCCUCAAAUACCAGCUGAGGCCCAAGCUAGAGUGGCAGAGAGAGGCUGUUACUGCUUACAAUUCUGCUGAGUUUAUAGCUGAAGCCCUGGAGCUGCCUGACUUCCAGGAGACUGUGCAGAAGUGCAGAGAGAGCUUACAAGGCAAACUGGCAUCAUCAGGAAAUAUGGAUCGGUAUCCAGAAGUUGUAUUUUUAGGAACUGGCUCUGCAGUCCCAAUGAAAAUACGGAAUGUCAGCUCAACAUUGAUAAAUGUCAGCGCCACCCAGUCUCUGAUUCUGGAUUGUGGGGAAGGAACUUUUGGCCAGCUUUGCCGCCAUUAUGGAGAUGAUGUUGACCAAAUCCUGUGCAACAUUGCAGCUGUGUUUGUAUCUCAUAUACACGCAGAUCACCAUACAGGCUUAUUGAAUAUCUUGUUGCAGAGACAUCGUGCAUUCAUGUCCAAGGGUCAGCCCUACAGCCCACUGUUUCUGGUUGCUCCCACACAGAUCAUGACAUGGUUGCAUCAGUACAAUGACCAUUGCCAAGAAAUCCUAGGGCACAUGAAUAUGAUUCCUGCCCGGUUUUUAAUGGAAGGGUGUGAUGUCUUUAAACCUAAAGCAAAGACAUUCAUUCAUUCACUUAUGGAAAAAUAUGACUUUGCAAAGUUUCAGACAUGUGAAGUCAGGCAUUGUAAAAAUGCCUUUGCGUUGUCAGUGGUCCACAAGUCUGGGUGGAAAAUCGUCUAUUCUGGUGACACUAUGCCAUGUGAAGCUUUAGUUGAAAUGGGGAAAAAUGCUUCUCUACUGAUUCACGAAGCUACGCUGGAGGAUGGCUUGGAAGAGGAGGCUAUAGAGAAGACACACAGCACUACCUCCCAGGCAAUUGAAGUUGGGAUGAAGAUGAAUGCAGAAUUUAUCAUGCUCAAUCACUUCAGCCAACGCUAUGCUAAAAUCCCUCUUUUCAGCGAGGAUUUCAGUGAAAAGGUUGGGAUUGCCUUUGAUCACAUGCAGGUGCGUUUUGGUGAUUUUGCUACUAUUCCAAAGCUGAUCCUGCCACUGAAAGCCUUGUUUGCAGAUGAGAUUGAGGAAAUGGAAGAGCGAAGGGAGAAACGAGAGCUGCGGCUUCUUAAAGAGGCAAUAAAAGCCUCCGAGGCCCGGACUGCCAAAACAAAACUGGAACAUGGAGCGGACCUUCACGGAGCACCGAACAAAAAACUUAAAACUGCCAACUGAGUAAAGCAGCAAAUCGCUGCCUUUGUGCCUUUCUUGCUGGGGCAAGAGUGACUUUACACAUGGUGCGCAGUGUGUACCGACGAUUUCAGGAGAUGGCAUCAUAUUCAGCUUUGUCUGCUUGUGGGGGCACCUGGAAAAUUACCUAAGCUAUUUCUACAGCUGGAAUUCCUGUUGAACUUAGUUCCACAGCUAGCAAAAUGCACUUUCUGGCUAUGGUGCCUAGAAACAAGGUCCAUCCUUUCUGCUCAUCUGCCUGUUUGCUGAAAAUAGUUCCUUAAUAAAAACCUAACAGAAGUGAUGAGUAAUGAUUAAGGUUUAUACAAGGGGAAAUCAGGAUACUUUAACAAGAAAGGAGAGAAUCUCCCCCAUAAAAGGAUACUACUCUUCAGAUUACUUCUUAAAUGCAUUUUAGGAGGCAAGACUUAAUGGAGACCUCCCUGUACCACCUACUUGAGCUCCAUGGUGGAAGGAAAGUGGGAUAUAAAUGUAAUAAUCUGAAUUUCCUGCCAUGUUAAUUAAAUAGAGUGAAUGAAUGAAUGUUACAUUUGGUAACAUAGAAAGAAAACAUCACAUUAAAAUAGAAGCAAAUUUUUUAAGACUGAUUAUAAAAACCAUAAAGCCAUAAUGGUUAAAAUUAAUAAAACUAAAUCUUAGUUCUCCUCUUUUCAAGCUACUAUAGAUUUUCUAAUUCUUUGGGCAAGCCAUCCAAACCUAGCCACCCGAUAAGUAACUUCUGUCUGGCUAACUGAUAGCAAAUUUCUUAAAAGGGAGUUUCUUUGCCUGCGAGAGAGGGGGAGUGUCUUAGAGAAAGGAAGAGACUCAUGGAUGUUAUUAUAUGCUUUACAAUCAAAAAUUACAUGUUCUACAAAUUCAAUACCAUCCACACAACAGGGACAUAUCCUUUCUUUGUAAGGAGUCUUGUUAAAUUUUCCUUCAAGGACUGCAGAUGGGAGUAUAUCCCAACACAUUAAUGUAAAUGUUCUGAUUUAAUAAACGGGAGAGGUAAGGCAUAGGGAUUACUCUUGUUAUCUGGAGCCAGAAGGACUCGCCAUUUCUCUAUCACAUUUAGAUCAUGUUGUCUUGAGAUAUUCAGUAUUCUCUGUCUCGCCAUAAACUUGGCCUUUUCAUAACCCAUAGAACACAAAUAUUGUUUAGACAAACCGUAAGAGGUUAAUUUCUUAUCUAGCACCUUAAACCAAGGGUGUUCAAAAUGAUCUGAUAUUAUUAAACUUGUCAAUCCCUUUAGUAGAAAAGCUAGGUUUAACCAAAACAUUGUCACUGCAAUCCAUAGUUUUAUCUCAGCUGUAAUCAUGCCUGUCUCUAUGCGAAUAAGGGCAUUUGGAAUCCCAUUACAGGCUUGUAGAAUUGCUCUCAAAAUUUUGACUGAACUGUGUCUGCAUAAGAUUUGCUGUAAUGUUAAUGGGGAAUUAAAUAGAGUGUUAAUUUAUGUUUCUGUUGGGGUUUUUCCAUCUUAGUCCAUAUGCAAGGUUUAGAGGCAUUUUAGCAGCACCAUUUAUUAUUAUUACUAUGUUUCCCAAAAGCAUAACAGGUGCUAUGAAUCAGUUAAAAACAAACAC